Molecule: messenger RNA, 5208 nt
Organism: Sinocyclocheilus anshuiensis
Lineage: Eukaryota; Metazoa; Chordata; Actinopteri; Cypriniformes; Cyprinidae
Product: histone-lysine N-methyltransferase SETDB1-A-like
Exons: 22
Coding region: 319-4935 (1538 amino acids)
Biological process (GO): negative regulation of gene expression; heterochromatin organization
Cellular component (GO): nucleus
Molecular function (GO): zinc ion binding; histone H3K9 methyltransferase activity; DNA binding
Source: RefSeq, a predicted model, not a curated record
UGUCUCUUGUAGACUGCGUCCCCCACCUCACAGCACAGGCACAGUAACAGUCUGGGCAUUGUUUCCCACCAUGCGGUUUUAGUUAAUUUUAUUGCGCACUUUUUAGUUUUUCAUAUGAUGUCGUAAGUUGUAGGCUAUAUAUAAAGACUCUUCCUUGCAGCACUGGUAGACUUUGUGCUUUGCCGACAUAUAAACAAGCGGAAUAGUGUCCGCCAUAUAAUCCUGCAGCUGCGCGCUUUUUGAUAAUUGUUACGUGAGUGUCUUCAGGAUUCAAACAUACUACAGCAGCAAGUUGGGGAACUGGACCGUAUUAGAACCAUGAGUAGCAGAAAAGAUGAUGAUAACCUCCUGAGAAUGACAAAGGAUGACCUGCAGCGCUGGAUCCAGGCAGAGGUGGAACGAAACCCUCAUCUGGUGCAGAGGCGUGAGCAACUGGUGCAGGUUGAGGAGUGGGUGAAGCAGAAGGAGAGGGAAUCCACUUACACCCACCUUCUGUAUGGCAAUGCCCACGAGUCAGUCCUUGAGUGUGAGUCGGUGAUGAAGGGUCUUUAUGGAAUGCUGGGAUUGGAGUACCGAGACGAGGAUUCGGAGGAGGAAGGAGGAGGAGGAGAACCACUUGACGUCAUUCAUGUCACAGAUGAAGAGGAGUAUAGACAGGAAAAUAGUGUCUUCAAUGGAGAUGAUGAUGAUAUUGUUGUCAUUGAUCUGGGAGCCACCAAAGAAACCUUGGAACCAAUGCUUGAAAAGGUGACUGUGGCCAUUCAGAAGUCAUCCAGACUCGUUCAGGACUUAGUCCAUAUGGUGAACAAAACUUCCUCCGUAAGUGCUGUAUCACCAUCAUCAUCAUCGUCUGACUUCUCCAACAGACCCUCAUCAACCUCGACCCCUGAGACCAGCCAUUCUGAAUCGGUCACAUCAAAAAUAAUACCAUUAAAAAUGGAAAUACCUGAAAACUCUAUUGCAAUAGUUAAGACCGAAUCUCUAUCGAGAGCACCUGAAAUGUCCUCGCUUCUCAGCAAUUCAGAACAAAAGAAAUCUAUUGCCUGUCAAAAGCCAGAUUCUAAACCAACAAUUAAGACUGAACCACAACCGACAGCAUUAACCCCUUGGGAAAUGAGCAUUUCAAACCAACAUGAAACUGCUGCUAGUCUUAACUGUCCAUCCUUAAAAUUAAUUAAGACUGAACCUCAAUUGACAGCAGUGAGUCCUUCAGAAACACUAGAAACAAUUGCCAGUCCUAAUUUUGGAUCCAUAGCAACAAUAAAGACUGAGCCUCAGUUGUCGGUAAUAAAGCCAGAAAUGACUUCGCCUCCAAGCAUUUCAAAACCUUUCAAAAUAUCAUCAAUUAAGACUGAACCUCAGCCGACAGCAUUAACUCCUGAAACAUCUUUGCUUGAAAGUGAUUUAGAACAGUCAAACAGCCUCAAUUCAGAUCACGAAGCAGCAAGUAACACUGGACUUACGUUGCCGGCAAUGUCUUCAGAAAUCCCUUCAUUUUCACGUGACUCAGAACAAUUGAAAGUUAGUGCCUGUCCUAAUUCAGCAUCUGUAGCAUCAAAUGAGACUGAUCCUCAAUUGCCGCUAGUGACCCCUGUAGAAAUGUCUUCACCUCCAAGCAGUUCAGAACAAAUGGAAACUGCUGCCAGUGACAAUGCCAGCGAGUCAACCACAGAGAUUCCUCCUGAAGUGUCAUCAUUGCCGAGCAAUUCUGAAGAAGCUGUAACUCUUGCCAGCCAUGAUUCGGAGUCCACAGAUGAGACCGGAAAGCCAAAAACAAGGAGCAAAUCUGCCAAACCCUCUGUGCCCACAAUAAGUCCAACAACUAGGCUGAGAUCUUCAAAAAACACUGCGCCUGGUACUAGCACUUCCUGCCCACAAAGGGAAACAACAAGGGCAUCAUCGCCUGCAGAUAAUAAUAAUGACCCCUCUGACACAGAGGACCUGUCUGCUAGUCCUGCUGACAGUGAUUAUGAACCCCCUGAAUCACAUUCGGAGUCAUUGAUAGACAGUGAUCAUGAACCCCCUAAAUCACAGUCAGAGUUAUCGACAGAUACUACUGAUGAUACCGGCGGCAAUAAUGCUCCUGCAGAAUCUUCCAGUCCUGAUGAAAGUUCCAAGUCUUCAUCCAGUGAGUCCUCCAAGCCUUCUCAAGAACAUAAAGAGAUAAAACUCAAUGUCAGCAUGGGAGUUUUGGGGAAAAGGCAACACAACGUGUGGUGUAAAGGAACAGUACAAGAAGUCCAAACAGCAGAGGAUGGCCUCAGAUACAAGGUGGAGUUUAAGAGUGGUAAAGAGAUUGUGCUGCCUGCUCAUCAUGUGGCCUCUCUGAAGCCUCCCGUGCUUAAGGAUUUGUUUAUUGGCUGUCGUGUUGUGGCCAGCAGCAAAGAUGAUGAAGGAAAGGUCUCGUUUAAUGCUGCUGUGCUGGUUGAGCUUCCUGAGCGCAAGAAUCGCAUGAGGUUCUUGGUGUUUUAUGAUGACGGCCAAGCAGAUUACCUGGCACUUCCAGACUUUCAUGUUGUCUGCAAACAAUUGAAAAAGGUGUGGAAAGACAUUGAGGAUGAGACAUUACAGUUGCAGGUUAAGGAAUAUCUUCGUGUCUAUCCCAACCCCAUUGCUGUGGUGCUUCGCGUGGGGCAAGACACCAUGGCGAUGCGGAAUGGCAAUUUUGAGGCUUGCACGGUGCUCCAGUUGGAUGGCAGCCUCAUCCAGAUCUGCUUUAAGAAAGACAAGCAGAAAGAGUGGAUUUUUAAAGGCUCAGACAAGUUGGAACACAUUGUAAAUAUCAAGCAGCGUCUGGCUAAAGAUAAACCGCAGAAAAAAGCUCUACAGAAAACACAGCAUAAACUGCAACAACCAUCUCAACAGAAAACGCAACAACCACAGCAACAGAAAGCACAACAGCCUGCAGUAACAACAGGAAAUGCCACACCUCAGCACAACAUAACCUCCUCCUUGACAACAGUUGCCUCAGCGACUGUUACUUCAACAUCUGUCACCUCAGCAGCUGUAUCUUCUGUGCGGGCGACCCGACAAUCUGAUCCAGUAACCAAAACAUUAUCUAUUAGCCCUCAAAAAAUCAUGUCAGCUGCUUUCCAGCCAAAGGUCAUCCUCCAGAGGUUGACUAUGCUUUCAGCUGUCUGUGUAUCAAAGGAUAGUAUGCACACAGUAAAAUCUGCUACUGCAAACAGUACCUCAAAUUUAAGAAGUGCAAAACGACCUGCCCCUGAUGAGGAAGAAGAGCUUGUUUCUGAGGAAGAAGAGCUUGUUUCUGAGGAAGAAGAGCUUGUUUCUGAGGAAGAAGAGCUUGUUUCUGAGGAAGAAGAGCAUGUUUCUGAGGAAGAAGACUGUGUUUCAAAGCAACACCAGUACAAGUCCAUAUACUUGCAUCAUCGCUGUUGUCCAGCAUGUCUGGAUGGGGUGAGACCGUCUCAAGUCGACAUGCACCGUGGUCAAAAUCCACUUCUUAUCCCACUGCUUUUUAAGUUUAGGCGAAUGACUGCUAGAAGGCGCAUUGAUGGAAAGGUGUUUUUCCACAUUUUCUAUCGUUCACCAUGUGGGCGGAGCCUGUGCGACAUGCAGGAAGUGCAGGAGUACUUGUUUGAAACACGCUGUGACUUCCUUUUCCUGGAAAUGUUCUGUAUGGACCCAUUUGUUCUUGUAAAUCGCGCCCGACCUCCUUCCACAUCAACCGGCAAGCCUCACCUCUACUUGCCGGACAUCUCAGAGGGCAGAGAGGUGUUGCCGGUGCCCUGCGUUAAUGAAGUGGACAGCACGCUUGCUCCUAACAUCAGCUACACCAAAGACAGAGUUCCAGCUCCAGGUGUUUCUGUUAAUACUAGCUCAGACUUCUUGAUCGGCUGUGACUGCACAGAUGGUUGUCUGGACAGGUCAAAGUGUGCAUGCCACCAGCUGACCAUUGAAGCCACGUCCUUAUGCAGUGGUGGUCCAGUGGAUGUUAGUGCUGGAUACACGCAUAAGAGGUUACCAACCACCUUGCCAACAGGGGUGUAUGAGUGUAACCCUCUGUGCCGUUGUGAUCCGAGAACAUGCAGCAACAGGCUGGUUCAGCAUGGUCUGCAGCUGCGGCUGGAGCUCUUCAUGACACAGCACAAGGGAUGGGGCAUCCGCUGCAAAGAUGAUGUAGCCAAGGGCACAUUUGUGUGUGUUUUCACUGGUAAAAUAAUAAACGAAGACCGAAUGAAUGAGGAUGACACAGUGUCCGGCAAUGACUAUUUGGCCAACCUUGACUUCAUUGAGGGUGUGGAGAAACCGAAAGAGGGUUAUGAGAGCGCGGCGUACUGCUCGGACACAGAGGUCGAAAGCAACAAGAAGACCAUAACCAUGAAAACAGGGCCGUUACGGAAAAACACUCUCUACCAAGAAGACUCUAGCAGUAGUGAAGAAAGAGAAGAACCUAUGGAGCUGGACACAGAACAAGAAGUGGAAGUGAGAAAACUAUCCCAUAAGCCACAUGAAACAUCUAAAGAUGCUCAGAAGAAAGUGACCAAACAAAUGAGAGAGGACGGUCAAGAAACCUCAGGUCCAAAGCGUUGCUUUGCCAGAAAGUCAUUCCAGAGAAGAGUAAAACCACUAGUAACCACGGAUGCAAAGAAUGAGAAAACGAGGACCGCUCUAACUGGCAACAACACCCGCAGACUGUUCAACGGCGAGGAGACCUGUUACAUCAUUGAUGCCAGACAAGAGGGCAACCUCGGCCGCUUCAUCAACCAUAGCUGCAGUCCGAAUUUGUUUGUUCAGAACGUCUUUGUCGACACACAUGACCUACGGUUUCCAUGGGUGGCGUUCUUUGCCAGCAAGCGCAUCAAGGCGGGUACAGAGGUGAUGUGGGAUUAUAACUAUGAGGUUGGCAGUGUGGAGGGGAAGGUUCUGCUCUGCUGCUGUGGCUCUCUGCAGUGCACAGGAAGGCUGCUCUGAUAUACUGCUUUCAACAAAAAACACUACAACUUUAAUAGAGGUGUUAUCAUUGUAAACAAUUUCACCAAGCCAUCAGAAACAUAGUUGUGACACUGUUCUGGAAGAGCAUUCCAAUCAUGACCCUUUGAAUAUGAAAAGAAUAAUAAAAUAUAUUCAAGUUUGUGUUGUUGCUUUUAUUGUUUUGUCUGUUUUUAUUGUUUUUAACCUCUACGAGUAUUGUUAAUAGCCACUUACUUGAUGUAAAUAAAAUUUGCAAAUAUCAAAAAUGACUUU